Molecule: messenger RNA, 1198 nt
Organism: Cornus florida
Lineage: Eukaryota; Viridiplantae; Streptophyta; Magnoliopsida; Cornales; Cornaceae
Product: GATA transcription factor 16-like
Exons: 3
Coding region: 407-883 (158 amino acids)
Biological process (GO): regulation of DNA-templated transcription
Molecular function (GO): sequence-specific DNA binding; zinc ion binding
Source: RefSeq, a predicted model, not a curated record
UUUCUAGAUCGGCUAGCCGUGGUGCUUUGUCGGUUCACUCUCCCUCUAAAACUCUCUCUCUACAUCUCUUUCUCUCUCUACGUUCAGUCCUCGUCCAAAUUCAUUCAUAGACACUUCACUGCCGCUCACUUCAACAAUCUCUCUCUCUUUCUCUUGUUCAUUUCUAUUCAGGAAAUACUUUGGUCUACUGUGCUCUAUAGCUCUGAUUUACUCUGUUUUUCUGUGUCUUUCGUUGUUUUGGCAGAGAUUUGGUUCGAUCUCUCUGAGUAUGCUGUGUUCUGAUCCCAAUAAGUCUGCUCUUAUUAGGGUUUGAUUGGGUUAUUCAAGUCAUUCGGUGUCUGUUUUGAGCACUCGAGCUAUCGAUUUAUUCCGUGUUUGUUUCAGAUCUCCCAAAUAGUUGAUCGACAUGGUGGAUCCAAGUGAUAAGGGAUCAGAAUCUGAAGAAAUGAGUAGCAAAACCUCAGAUAGGGUUUCAUCAGAUGGAAGCAAUGUGAAGACCUGUGCUGAUUGUGGUACCACCAAAACCCCUCUCUGGAGAGGUGGCCCAGCUGGUCCCAAGUCACUGUGCAAUGCGUGUGGGAUCAGAAGCAGGAAGAAGAGAAGGGCACUUCUGGGUCUGAACAGAGGAGCUGCAGAGGAGAAGAAAUCGAAGAAAAGCGCCGCCAAAAACAACCACCACCACCACCACCACCACCACCACAGAAGUGGCAAUGGAAAUAACCCUAAAUUGGGCGAUACGUUGAAGGGGAAGUUGUGGGCGUUAGGGAAAGAGGUGGUGUUGCAGAGAUCAAAAGUGGUGGGGAAGCAGAGGAGGAAGCUGGGAGAGGAAGAACAAGCCGCCGUACUGUUGAUGGCUCUUUCUUGUGGCUCAUUCUAUGCUUAGAGUUAGUGGAGAGUGUUAGUAAUAUUAGUAUCCAGAUUAUUAGUGGAUUAGUGUUAGUAAAAAUGAAAAUGACGAUUAUGUAUUUGUUGUCAUCACUUCUUCAAAAUUACCUACCAGUGCCUAUGCCUUUUUCUGAGUGAAUUUUGUGUCUUCUUUCAGAAUUAAGUUAUGUGUUGGAUUAGUUCAUUAUCAUUAUUAUCAUUAUUAUGGUCUUCUAACUAUUAGUAUUAUUAUUGUGAGUCUCUUGAAGAAAGACAAAAAUAGCAAGAGGAAUGUAAGAAUACGAGAUCAAUUAUAAUUCUUUAUUUUUCAGUA